AGGAUACCAAAAAGAAAGUCACAUAUGUCAUUGACAUGGAGUCAUCCAAGCUUCUUAGGUUGUCAAAUUACUACGUGAAUACUGAGGCGACAGUAAACGACAUAGCCAUCAACUCAGUAUCAGAAGAAAAGAAGGUCGAGCCCUUAUCGCCAGUGUACGCCCAACAACCCAACGAACAUCAACUUCAACCUGCUAGCCACGAAGGGUCCAGCGUGCAGAUCAGUGGAAUCACUCUCGGGGCUGAUACCAGGCAUCCUGCACAGCCCGUAGCUCCGGCCACUACGGAGAAUACACCCUUCAAACCACCAAGAGCGGGAGGAAUGUUUGCCAGGCUUAUCGAUGACAUUUUCCAGAUCCCGAUCAAUGUACUUCAGAAUGUGGCUCGACUCAUCACCAGCCCAUUUACCAGCAGGCCCAAGAGUCCAGAGGUUGUCGCUCAUGUUUCCUAAGCUUUCAGCUUAGGACUAACAUUGUUUUUGUACAUAGCCCCAUGUUUUCAAGAAAGUUUUAUAUAUUUGUUAAAUUAUUUUUACAUAUCCCGUGUGAAUCUUUUUUUAUUUUUUACUGUAUUAGUUUGUAGUUGCCUUAUACCGUAAUAGAUAGUUUAUAAGUAAAA
This is a messenger RNA of Acanthoscelides obtectus, 616 nucleotides long. Lineage: Eukaryota; Metazoa; Arthropoda; Insecta; Coleoptera; Chrysomelidae. The record is from the annotation of a GenBank genome assembly.